UGGAGGAUGUGGGUGAUAUUACUGGAGUUCCUUUCCGUAAAACUUAGUUUGGAAAGUGACGGAUAACUUCCCAUAAAGGGAAUGAAUUCCGUUAACAGGAACACUGUUUGUGUUACUAUGACUGUUUGGUUGCAGGCUCUCGUCCUCCUUUUCUGCGUCCUGAACUGUGUGGAGUCUUCUCCUCCAUCUCCGCUCCUCCAGAGGAGCAAAUAUAACAACUCCUUUCGUCUCGCCAAGUCCACCAGAACCCGUGUCCAGCUGCUGCAGAGGAAAUAUAAGGAGCAGCAGUUAGGAGAUAAGCACUUUGAGGACAGAAGCGGGCAGUUAAAGGACCUGCCAUCACUAUCUACAGAUUUCUCCAGCUGGCUAAAGCUAACGGACUUCGAGCGACUGCAUGCUGCCUUCGGGGAUCUGCAGGCUUAUUGGAAUAUGCUGGAGCGGAAGAGAAAACAGCUGGAGAAGGAGGGGAAAGAGCAGAUGGGGGGGCGGGAGCGGGUGCGCAACACUUUACCUCAGAGCAUCAGACACAUUCAGCUGGACCUGAGGGACCUGAUGAGCCAAGUCAGCAGCCAGGUAUCCACAGAACUCAAGUCCACUAUGAGUUACAUUAAGAGCUCUUGGAUAAAGCCAACCAUCCCUACACCAGUGAACCCUCAAACCAGAUCCAAAACCGUUUGGGACAGCCGAGUGGAGGGUUACAUCAUCCUGAGAGAUCUAGACCUUUACCUCACCAGGCUGGCAAGAGACUUCCUCCUCCUGGCUUCAAAAACUGGCUUAUGAGUCAGGAGUGGAAACACAACACACACACAUGCACGCAAUUAUGUGCUGAACUGACAUUCAGCAGGUAAUUGGCAUAAUAGUUUAAUCAGUGGUGUUGUCAUUAUUUUUUUACAUGAUGUCUUACUGUUUAUUUAUGGGCUUUCUUGGGUAUUUCCCACAGUUUCU
Molecule: messenger RNA, 945 nt
Organism: Centropristis striata (black sea bass)
Lineage: Eukaryota; Metazoa; Chordata; Actinopteri; Perciformes; Serranidae
Exons: 5
Coding region: 82-780 (232 amino acids)
Source: RefSeq, a predicted model, not a curated record